AUGGCGACAUCCGCGGACGCCGCGCGAUCAGGCUUUCGCCCGGAGCAACCGAAACCUUCACCUCCUCGCGCUGCCGGACAGCAAGACAGAGCAUCGCCGCCAGCCCGCACCCCGCUGAAAACACACCUCCAACGCGGCAGCAGCGCCACCGCCGCAAAGGAGCCACCGUCGAGAUCCCGGAAGAGCCGCCCAGCACUGCAGGUGCCCCGGCCCGAGCAGAAACAGGACCACGGGCGGACGAUACACCGCGCGCGCAGGGCAGAGACCCACGGCCCGGACGCCGCCGACGCGACCUGCCUCCCCACCAGCCUUCCAGGCGGCCACCCCGCCACCGGGAGAGCGCAGCCGCACCUCCAGCCCAGGCCGGCCCGCACCAGGCCCUCGCGGCCCGCGCAUCGGCGCCGCGGCCGCAGCCGGCCGGCGCCCCGAGCCCGCGCCGACGCCUCCAGGACCUCCGCCCGUCCGCCGCACCCUCGCCCCACCGGGCCCGCGCCGAGCACCCGCCGACGGGUCGCCGUGCCGCCCCAUGCGACCCCCACGACCGCCGCCUCAACGCGCGCAGGAGAGGUGUCGGGGGCGCCCGCCAAGCCAUCCGCCUUCGGCGGCCAGGCGCCGCCACCGCCGCCGGCGCCGGCGGCAGCAGCGGCCAGGGGUGGCCGGGAUCUGGGGCGGCUCUGCUAG
Messenger RNA from Lolium perenne, 681 nucleotides. NCBI's taxonomy places the organism in Eukaryota, Viridiplantae, Streptophyta, Magnoliopsida, Poales, Poaceae. The record is from RefSeq and is a predicted model, not a curated record.